This is a messenger RNA of Perognathus longimembris pacificus (Pacific pocket mouse), 3241 nucleotides long. RefSeq names its product CCR4-NOT transcription complex subunit 9 (gene Cnot9). The transcript is spliced from 8 exons. Gene Ontology annotation, cellular component: CCR4-NOT core complex; CCR4-NOT complex; P-body. NCBI's taxonomy places the organism in Eukaryota, Metazoa, Chordata, Mammalia, Rodentia, Heteromyidae. Gene Ontology annotation, biological process: mRNA catabolic process; negative regulation of translation. The record is from RefSeq and is a predicted model, not a curated record. The coding region runs from base 259 to 1158 and encodes 299 amino acids.
GACCAAUGUGUUGUCAACGUCCUUCUGGUCCCGAAUCUUAAAAGGAUAAAGAAAAUACUCUGGGGCUGUCCAGUUGACUAGGCCGAGGACUGGAGGCGGGAAUCUGUGUGGGCGGAGCUAGGGGUCAGAGGUCAGAGGUCUGCGAAGGGGGCGGAGCGAAGCGGAUGGCGGCUCCUCUUCGGUUUCUGAGGCGCUGAAGCUGGGACGCGGGGGUUGGACGCGCCCAGCGGAGGAAGGCGAGCGGCGGCCGCUCCCAACAUGCACAGCCUGGCGACCGCCGCGCCUGUGCCUACUGCACUGGCUCAAGUGGAUAGAGAAAAGAUCUAUCAGUGGAUCAAUGAGUUAUCUAGUCCUGAGACAAGAGAGAAUGCUUUACUGGAGCUAAGCAAGAAGAGAGAAUCUGUCCCCGACCUUGCACCCAUGCUGUGGCAUUCAUUUGGUACUAUUGCAGCACUUUUACAGGAAAUUGUAAAUAUUUAUCCAUCUAUCAACCCACCCACCUUGACAGCACACCAAUCCAACAGAGUUUGUAAUGCUCUGGCAUUACUGCAAUGUGUGGCAUCACACCCAGAAACCAGGUCAGCUUUUCUUGCAGCACACAUCCCACUUUUUUUGUACCCCUUUUUGCACACUGUUAGCAAAACACGUCCCUUUGAGUAUCUUCGGCUCACCAGCCUUGGAGUUAUUGGGGCCUUGGUGAAAACAGAUGAGCAAGAAGUUAUCAACUUCUUAUUGACAACAGAAAUUAUCCCUUUGUGUUUGCGCAUUAUGGAAUCUGGAAGUGAGCUUUCUAAAACAGUUGCCACAUUCAUCCUCCAGAAGAUCCUAUUAGAUGACACUGGUUUGGCUUAUAUAUGUCAGACAUAUGAGCGUUUCUCUCAUGUUGCCAUGAUCUUGGGUAAAAUGGUCCUGCAGUUAUCCAAAGAGCCUUCUGCCCGUCUGCUGAAGCAUGUAGUAAGAUGUUACCUUCGACUCUCAGAUAAUCCCAGGGCACGUGAAGCACUCAGGCAGUGCCUCCCUGACCAGCUGAAGGACACAACCUUUGCCCAGGUGCUAAAAGAUGACACCACCACGAAACGCUGGCUUGCACAACUGGUGAAGAACCUGCAAGAGGGCCAGGUCACCGAUCCCCGGGGUAUCCCUCUACCCCCUCAGUGAUCUUUCCCUAUCCCCUCCCACUCCUCCCCCAAGUUGGAGAAGGGAAGGGGAUCCUACAAGGAAAACAGCUCAGGUUUUAUCGCCAACCCGGAAUAGACAACCUCAAUAUUGAAACGCACUGGAGAAAGGGGGCAAGGUACCCUUGCUGAGGUGUAUAGGCUGCCAUCAGGCUGCCUUGAGGACCUGGGCUCCUUCUGCUACUCCCAGGAAAUGGGCUCCUGACACAGCAGUCUGAAAUCAGCCCCAGGAGGGUGUCAACACCAGCAAAUGCUGUAUUUGCAGCGUGCCCAAGAUGACCCUGAUCCCCAGUCUCUACCUAGCCACUGGUAGAGAGGAGAGACAGUGGUUAUAGCAACAGGACUCUAGGCAUGGUGAGCGCCUGGGACCAAGCCAUGUGGCGUUUUUUUGUUUUUUUUUACUUUGCCUUCCUGGAAGACUCAAGAUGUGUCUCUUAAUUCUCUCUCUCAGUAUUUGUUUACUUUGGUUUUGUUUUAAUCUCAGAGAGAGGUGUGUUUAGUGGACACAAGCUGUAAUUUUCAGCAAAACGUUGUCAAUUGGCACUGUUUACAAGUCUAUUAGCUGCAUAAGCUCAAUAAAAAGUUGGUCUGGGCAUUACAUCCCCUCUGGCAGGCCAAUAGCUGCAUCGAGCUGCUGGGAGAGAUGGGAGGCAGGGGAAAGAUGUAAAGCCAAAGGACAGCAGGAAUCCUCCACCUGUUUCCCUCCUCCUCCUAUUCUACUUUCAGUCCUGAUGCCAUGAGGACCCUAACCUUGUUUCUGGCUUUAGCUGCUAGCUUUUUUCAAAUCUUAGUGCUUUUCCCUUUUUUCACUUCCCUCCUAUUAAACUUACAACAGACGUCUUAAUUCAUCCAGCUAUUGAAAAGGUAUUUGUAUUAAGGCAGAAGGAGUAAAGGAAAUUCUUCCCAUCCAAGACCUCAAGGAUAUUUCCCAAAUGACUUUUGAAAGGGCAGCGCAUGGGAUUACGAAGAUAAGCUACCUGAUCACAUUUCUUAGUGUGAAUUUCUGUAGCGCCAUCUCUUCAUGAUUAUACUUGAAGCAGUAUUAGUUGAGUUUAUUUUAUUCAAAUUUAAGAUGAAGGGCUGGACUCUGCUUGCUCAUUCAAUCUUUUUUUGUGUGUGUUGUUUUCUUUUGACGUGUUUUCUUUGAGUCUGUGGAAAUUACAGGGAUGCCACUAAAACAUUCUUCACUUGUUUGUAUUGCAUUGGACAGUUCCUCUCCCUUUUCUGCAGACUUGACUAUAAUCCAGUGCAACCCUUCCCCUAUUAGGACCUGCUCUCUCAUCCUCACCUCUGAAGGUGGAAUUGCUGAUCCAGUUAUAGAGAGGUACUAAGUCUUCUUUGUGCACAUCUCACACAAUUGUAGAUAUAUCUGACAAGUUUAUGGAGGGGCGAUAAGGAGCAAGCUCAGAUAAACUUGCAGAGGCAGGUUUGCCAACCCAAGGGCUCUUUAAGCUGACUUCCAGAAAGGGAGUUGGCCUUGUCAGUUGGCUUCUGUCUCUAGAGCCAGGAAAGUAGUAAUUUAGUAGCCUAGAUGUAAGAAGGGUGGAAUAAGCACUUACUCCCUUGCCUUCCAAAAUGAAGAGGAGAACCAAGCCAGCUCUCGAUCUGAAGAGGAGAGGUCCUGGAGAAAGCAGAGCUGAGCAUCGACUGGACGUCUUGACUCCUUCAGCCCAUAGCCUAAUGUGGCGAGUCCAACUAGGCUAACCUGAUUUUUGACAGCCACCUUCCUGCUGAGCCAAAGUUUUCUCAUUACCCCUCCACUGGGGAAACAGCUGAGGCCCAGGGCCUUGCUCCCUGGAAAAUUCUCUCUCCAUCUUUCGGUGCACUGGCCAUCCUACUGUGCCAAUGGUGUCUUAAUUCUUGCCCAUCUAUUCUCAGCUGGCCUUGGAUCCCACGUAGGAGUGGGGAGGGGAGGGGUAUAAUGGGUAUUCCUUGUGGUUGGUCCUGAUGUGUGUAUUAUAUAAAGAGACCCCCUCCCCUUUAUUUUGUGUUUUCCAGCCUUUUCACACCCUCAACAGGAUUGAAAUAAAACAUGCUUCUGGUUUUGUAAAAAAAAAAAAAAAGAA